Messenger RNA from Nothobranchius furzeri (turquoise killifish), 1119 nucleotides. RefSeq lists its product as uncharacterized. The record is from RefSeq and is a predicted model, not a curated record. Lineage: Eukaryota; Metazoa; Chordata; Actinopteri; Cyprinodontiformes; Nothobranchiidae.
AUGUACGCUGACCGCGGCUGUUGCAGGGAGCGCGGUCCGACGGCAGUCGAGACCUUGUUCUGGCCCCGGGUGGACGGUGGGAUGGUUGUUCGUCUGGACAUCUUUCUCUGGAUCCACCGCUUUGUUGCAGCUCUACGCACAGAGUCGCAUUCAGUGUUCAAGUCUGCACUGGCUGGUGCAGUGCUGGUCUACAACCGAUCAAAUGGAGCAUCACGUGCGGAGGGUCUGUCUGGGGGCUCAGGAGACUUUCAGGCUCAUCCAGCGUGUUGUCGAGGAACUGAAGGGUCCUGCUGGGCUGAUGAGAGCGGAGUCAGCCUCUUCAAGUCACCUGCUGCGAUCGAUGAGAUGUGGGCAGCACAGCAGCGGCACUUGGAGUGCAUCCAGGACCCGCCGGGCGUGGAUCUGCCCUACUAUAAAGGCCUAGAAGGGUUCCACGUAGUCCUGCCGUUCGUGAUUCCAGGUCCGCACUGUGCAGCAAGGCCCUAUCAGGUUUACCUGAUCAGCGGCAUUGCUCGCUGGGACUCAGACCGCCGAUCUGACGCCGUGUUUGGAGGGAGAGGGCGGCGGCCCAGGACCUACUCCGCACCGCUCAUCAACCGCCUCAACACCCGCUGUCAGGAGUUGUUCGAUGAGCCCGAGGACCAGAACUUUCUGCAUCCAGCCGACGUCCGCUCUGAUGAGCUUCUGGGUCUGGAGAACCCGUUUAGGCAGGGCGCCUUUUCCCUUCAGGACACUGAUCAGGAUGGUCCAGAACCUGAUGAAGAGGUGCUUCAGCCUGGACAGCCAGAACAGGAAGAGACCGACGAGGCUUACCACAGCGAUGCAGAGGACGGAGCCCUGGAUGCUGACCUGCCCCACAUCGCUCUCACCAACGAUGAGACGGCGACUGUGCACCACCCAGCUUUUGACGACGUCUGCAGUGCAAACCCCCUCCCUGGCUUCCAGCAGCUGGAAAGGUUCUGCUCUGUUCUUGUGGACGUUGGGCUGACGGAGAACAAGCUCUCUGUCACCACUGAGGAAAGGGAUGACAUCCUCAAAGCCUGGAAUGCUGUGGAGGAGCACGACAAGCAGCCGCAGCCGUUCACUCAGCUGUACAGGAGUCACUGGGGAAGCUCUUAG